Molecule: messenger RNA, 3324 nt
Organism: Anopheles darlingi
Lineage: Eukaryota; Metazoa; Arthropoda; Insecta; Diptera; Culicidae
Product: CD109 antigen-like
Exons: 11
Coding region: 1-3324 (1107 amino acids)
Cellular component (GO): extracellular region
Molecular function (GO): endopeptidase inhibitor activity
Source: RefSeq, a predicted model, not a curated record
AUGUGGCUUCCAAGAAAACAGGACGUGUGUGUGGUGCUGAUGCUGAUUAGCAUGGGCCAAGCUGUGUUGAUUGUAGGGCCCAAGUCCCUUCGUGCCAAUCGAGACUACACGGUGGUGAUCAGUAAUUUCUUUGGUGAAGUGACAGAUGCUGAACUACUGCUGCGCUUGGAAGGACGGGAUGCGAAUAACCAAGUGCUCUUUGCUGUCGAAAAACCCGUUGAAGUGCUACAAAAUACCAACGAGAUCAUCAGUUUCCAGAUACCGCUUAUCGUAUCGCCUGGUAUCUACAAAAUGAUCAUAGAAGGAGUGAAUAGCUUCGUCUAUCAUGAUGAAAUUGAGCUAGAGUAUUUGCACAAAUCCAUCUCCGGAUUGAUACAGCUCAGGCAGCCCGUCUAUAAACCAGGAGAUAGCGUUCAGUUCCGUGUGAUUGUGCUGGAUCCCGAUUUGAAGCCACCAUCAGGCCUUAAGAUGGUGACCGUGACCGUGCAGGACUCGGUCGGUAACAUCAUUCGUAAAUGGUCCGAUGCACAACUGUACAACGGAGUGUUUGAAGGGCAAUUGGACAUAGCUCCUUCGCCUCUUCUGGGGACAUACAACAUCAUCGCUAAGGCAAACGACGAGGAAUUGGUUUCCAAGACGUUCGAAGUGAAGGAGUACGUACUGCCCACGUUCAAGAUGGACGUCCUCCCAACCGUGACGCCACUUGAAGAGCACCAGGCGCUUAAUCUUACGAUAGUGGCCAAAUACUACGUCGGCAAUCCUGCCAUUGGUAGAGUGAAGAUUCAGCUUUAUGACGGAGAUAACAAUUUGGAACUAUCAAAGGAAUAUGACGUGAACGGAAUGCUGCAGGUUCACCUCCCCUUUACCAACGAAUUGAUCCUUUACGGAGAACAAGAAAAUGUUAGGGUGAACGUUACCUUCACCGAGCGGAACACAAAUGAACUCGAAAUGACUAUUGAACUGAAACGAGCUAAUGCGCAACAUGAACUAAGACCCAAUAGUACAAUAAACAUUAUCGUCAAUGGCCGUCCAAAGUCGUACGUGGCGCUUGCAUCAUACGAUCGUAGUUUGCUGGAACUGGGCAAAGAUCACGAUAUCAGCAAUCUCAAAUGGGAAGAUGUUUUAAAGCUAUUCAAUGAACAUGAUGGAGCUGGUGCUACUUCUUUAUUCGAGGAUAUAGGUGUAUUCAUUCGGGCAAACGGUUUGAAAAUUGAAGAAGGCCAGCUCGAUCCCACUUUCAGGACUGAUUUUCUGGAAUCAUGGUUGUGGAAGAACAUCACAUUGCCCACGAACGGUUCAUUCAUGGUGGAGGCGGUAAUUCCUGACACUAUAACAACCUGGUACUUAACUGGCUUCUCCAUCCAUCCCGUGUACGGAUUUGAAAUCAUCAAGACACCCCUUCAGCUCACCACCGGCAAACCGUUCUACAUUGUCGAUCAUCUGCCAUAUUCAAUCAAACGUGGUGAAGUGGUACCCUUGCACUUUACUUUGUUUAACACGCUCAACACUGAGUACACAGCUGAUGUGACGAUGUUCAAUGUAGAAGAUGAAAUUCAAUUCAUCGAUCAACCAGCAGAUGCCAAAAACCGCACAAAAACCGUUUCCGUUCCACCGAACGUUGGUUAUCCAAUUUCCUUCCUGGUUAAAGCAAAGAAGUUGGGCGAUAUAACUGUUCGUGUAAAGGCAUCCACCAUACGGGGUCUGGAGAACGAUGCGAUCGAGAAGAUUAUUCGUGUGACGCCAGAAAGUUUGGAAAUAGCAGAUGUGAAAUCACAGUUCUUCUGUUUCAGCGAACCGAACAGUCAAACGUACGAAAUUGUGUUGCCAAUCAAUAGGAAGAGUGAUUUGAAUUCAGUGGAGAUUAAUUUUUCUCUCGAUCCGAACCUGCUAACGGAUGUAGUUGAUAACUUGCAAAAUCUACUGGCCGUGCCGUCUGGCAGUGGAGAGACAAAUAUGAUCAAAUUCGUGCCAAACAUCAUGGUGCUGGAUUACAUGAUGGCUACUGGAUCGAAACAACAUGAUAUUAUCAAAAAGGCGAAAGAAUAUCUGCAGACAGGGUACCGAAACCAAAUGAACUAUCGACAAACAGACGGGUCCUUUGCUGAUUCAAGAAAAAGUGGAGGAAGUGUAUUUCUAACUGCGUUUGUCGCUAAAGCAAUACAAACUGCUGCCAAGUAUAUCUACGUGGACGAAAAUCAGGUGCCUAGGGCUUAUGAUUGGUUGUCGUCUAAGCAACUAUCGAAUGGCAGGUACGUCGAAGUAGGUUCAAUCGCCCACCAAGAUAUGCAGGGUGGACUACGGCAAGGACUGGCAUUGACAUCUUACGUAAUGAUCGCAUUUCUCGAGAAUGCAGAACAAGCAACAAGACAUCACACCGUUGUCGCACGCGGGAUGAAGUAUAUUGCUGAUAACCUCGAAUGGAUGACAGAUUCCUACGAUUUAGCUAUUGCUACUUAUGCGUUAUGUUUGAAUAACCAUUACAAGAAACCCCGUGCUCUAGAGAAACUGAUUGGCCGUUCCGUUGAGACUGGAAACGGUACCCAGCGCUACUGGCCGAGGAGUGCCCAUAAAAUCGAGACUACAGCGUAUGCACUGCUAUCAUUCAUAGAGGCCAAAGAGUAUUCUAUUGGUAUCGCCAUCUUACGCUGGUUGGUGAACCAGCGAUACACAACGGGUAGUUUUCCUCGCACCCAGGAAACGUUCGUUGGUUUGAAAGCACUGACAAAACUUUCGGAAAUAGUUAAUCCUGCUAAGAAUGAGUACGAUAUGUAUCUUACGUACAAGGAUGUAACAAAGCAGCAUCGUUUUGACUCGUAUAAUAUUGAAAAAGUUGAGUAUAAUAAUCUACGGAGCACAACAAGAAUUAUAACAAUGACCAUCGCCGGUCAAGGAUCGGGGUUAAUACAAGUGGCCUACAAAUACCACUUGAACCUGGUGAACUUUGAGAGAAGUUUCGAACUAGCCGUCAACAAAACCGACACAGACUCAGACGCAGUUUUGAAGUUAGACGUUUGUACCAGCUUUAUACCUAAACUUUCGGAUCAACGUUCGAACAUGGCGCUGGUUGAGGUAAACCUGCCGAGUGGCUACGUAACAGCGACCGGGCUAAUUGUUGAAAAACCCGGCAUCAACCCGAUAAGGAAAAGGGAGAUCCUGUACGGAGCUACGACUGCUGUGCUGUACUAUGACAAUAUGGGUAUCGAGAAGAACUGCUUCACGAUCACUGCACACAAACGGAUGAAGGAGGCAAUCAGGAGACCUUCUUAUGUGACAGUACACGACUAUUAUUAUCCAGAGUACAACGCAAUCCAGAUUUACGAGUAA